Cynocephalus volans (Philippine flying lemur) is the source of this 2003-nucleotide messenger RNA. Its product is annotated as protein disulfide-isomerase-like protein of the testis. Gene Ontology annotation, biological process: protein folding. The transcript is spliced from 14 exons. Gene Ontology annotation, cellular component: endoplasmic reticulum. Lineage: Eukaryota; Metazoa; Chordata; Mammalia; Dermoptera; Cynocephalidae. The record is from RefSeq and is a predicted model, not a curated record. The coding region runs from base 254 to 1993 and encodes 579 amino acids.
CAGGACUUCCGACCCACUUCACAAGCGGUUGUCGGGGAUGUGGUCGCUGCGGCCUCUGCGGUCACCACGCUGGGCGCCUCGAGGACUGGCGUUUUAGAUAUGCUUGCAUGAGAGAAUGAUAUCUUCAGUUUUCCCCCAAGAAAAACUAGUUCGAUGGAACUGUGGCAGAAGUCUUGCUGAAGUACAAAAAGGGAGAAACAAAUGAUUUUGAGUUGUUGAAGAACCAGCUGUCAGAUCCAGACCUAGCACAGCCAUGGAGAUGCUCUGGACGCCCCUGCUGCUGGUGGCCUCUUGUGUCCACACUGUCCACAGCUCACCAGAGGUGGACGCCAGUGUUCCCAGCAUCAACAUAUCCCAGCCCUUGCACAUCCUAGAGGAACGUAACCUGCUGGUGCUAACGCCCGCUGGCCUGACCCAGAUGCUGAACCAGACCCGCUUCCUCAUGGUGCUUUUCCACAACCCAUCCUCAAAGCAAUCCAGGAACAUGGCUGAGGAGCUGGGCAAAGCCGUGGAGAUCAUGGGCAAAGGCAAGAACGGGCUCGGUUUUGGCAAAGUAGACAUCACCAUGGAGAAGGAGCUUCAGCAGGAGUUUGAGGUUAAGAAAGCCCCACAGUUGAAGCUGUUUUUUGAGGGCAACAGGUUGGAGCCCAUCAGCUGCAAAGGAGUGGUUGAAUCUACUGCCUUGGUCGUUUGGUUGAGAAGACAAAUUGGCCAGAAAGCAUUUUUGUUCAACAACAGCCAGCAGGUGGUAGAGUUUGUAAAGUCCAGGCCCUUGGUCAUCAUUGGCUUCUUCCAGGACUUAGAGGAAGAAGUAGCAGAAUUGUUCUAUGACGUGAUCAAGGACUUCCCGGAGCUCACGUUUGGGGUGAUAGCGAUUGGAAACUCCAUUGGGCGUUUCCAUGUCACCCUUGACAGCGUCCUGGUGUUUAAAAAGGGAAAAAUUGUGAAACGCCAGGAGCUGAUUAAUGACAGUACCAACAAGUAUGAUCUCAAUCGAGUCAUAAAACAGCACCUUACAGAUUUCGUGAUUGAAUACAACUCUGAGAAUAAGGAUCUCAUUUAUGAACUGCAUAUUCCGAAUCACAUGCUGCUCUUUGUCUCCAAAAGCUCCGAAUCAUAUGGUCUCAUAAUUCAACAUUAUAAAUUGGCAUCGAAAGAAUUCCAGAACAAGAUCCUUUUCAUCCUUGUGGAUGCAGAUGAACCCAGAAAUCGACGUGUCCUUGGGUACUUCCAGAUCACAGAGGUCAACAUCCCAUCUGUCCAAAUCCUAAACUUAAGCUCCGAUGCCAGGUACAAAAUGCCUUCGGAUGAGAUAACCUACAAAAACCUCAAGAAAUUUGGCCACAGCUUCCUGAGUCACAGUGCCAAGGAACAUCAAUCCAGCGAAGAGAUUCCAAAAUACUGGGAGCAGGGGCUGGUUAAGCAGCUUGUGGGGAAGAACUUCAACGUGGUCGUCUUUGACAAGGAAAGGGACGUAUUUGUCAUGUUCUACGCUCCCUGGUCUGAGAAGUGCACGGCGCUGUUCCCGGUGCUGGAGGAGCUGGGCAGAAAGUAUCAGAACCACUCCACAGUCACCAUCGCCAAGAUCGACAUCACGGCAAACGACAUUCAGCUGAUGUUCCUGGACCGGUACCCAUUCUUCAGGCUUUUUCCCACCGACUCUCAACAAGCUGUACCGUACAAGGGAGAACAUACCAUAAAGGGCUUUUCUGACUUUCUGGAAAGCCAAGUCAAGACCAGGGACACGGAUGAGGGUGAGCUAUUGUCUGUUGAGCAACAUGAAGUGACAGAAGAGGAGGUAUUGGCUGAGGAAGAGGAGGCACCUUUUACAGAGAAAGAGUUACCUCGACAGCGGUUGCCUGAGCUGGAGAACGUGACCCAGCUGGGAGAGUCUGCUGUGCAGAAGGAAACGGCUGAAAAGAAGGUGGUGGUGGCUGAGCCAAAGGGACCUCCCAAACCAGGGAAGAAACCAAAAGUCAAGGAAGAACUUUAGCUUCUCCAAA